Molecule: messenger RNA, 504 nt
Organism: Stegostoma tigrinum
Lineage: Eukaryota; Metazoa; Chordata; Chondrichthyes; Orectolobiformes; Stegostomatidae
Product: BTB/POZ domain-containing protein 16-like
Exons: 4
Coding region: 1-504 (167 amino acids)
Source: RefSeq, a predicted model, not a curated record
AUGUUAGAUAACAUAAAUAGUAGCACAGUAUGUCAUUUCCAUGAAGCUGCAUCAAAGUAUAACCAGCAGAAACUGGUACUGGCUUGUGAGAGAUGGUUGGAGUUAAAUCUCAUUGUACAUCUAAGAUAUGAAAUCACUUUUCGAAAUCUGCAUAAGGAUGUUUUGCAAAAAACUUUGUUAUCACCUAGAUUGUUUACUUUUUCUGAAUACCACGUGCUACAAACUAUCCUCUGCUGGAUUUUCCUUCAGGUGAACACUGAGAUACGGCUAGUACCACCAUAUAGUGCAAUCAUAACCUAUUUCAUCAGGUUAUCUGUUCCUACAUCUCACAUGGACAUCGCCAUGACUGGAGGUAAUGCGACCUUAAUUCAAAUACAAAAGAUUGAGUACGAGGGGACAGCAACUGAACUUUCAACUAGUUCAAGAGCAGCAACAACCAGUGGCAGUUGCAUAUCCUCCAGAGGCACACAUAGCAGCCAAACAUCCACCAAGGAAAUACAAUAG